Myripristis murdjan (pinecone soldierfish) is the source of this 2765-nucleotide messenger RNA. RefSeq names its product protein NLRC3-like. NCBI's taxonomy places the organism in Eukaryota, Metazoa, Chordata, Actinopteri, Holocentriformes, Holocentridae. The transcript has 6 exons. The record is from RefSeq and is a predicted model, not a curated record. Bases 130 to 2691 code for a protein of 853 amino acids. Gene Ontology annotation, molecular function: protein binding.
CUGUCUCACUGUCAUGAUGUAGAAGAGCUGCACACGUUCAGACGUCAGGAGAGGAUUUCUGUUUCAUCUUUGACUUCAAGUCCAAGAAGAAAGAAACAAAGGAAUAAAGAAGGAGGGAAACUGGUCAUCAUGAGACCAACCUCUGCUUCUGCCACUGACUUAAAUCAGAAGAUGAGUGACUGUGUGGUGGAAGAGGAGGGCAGAGCAGAGUCUACAGUGUCCAGCUGUCUGUCCAUGAAGAGCGACUGGUCUAAAGGACGAACUCCAGACUUCAGUGGUGAACCUGGACCUUCAGACACAAAGGACAGGAAGAGGACUCGAGGUGAUGUGGAGGAGCAGCUGUCCUGCUGUGCUUUGUGUCAGGAGCUCCUGAGGGAUCCAGUCUCCACCAGCUGUGGACACUGGUUCUGCAGACAGUGCAUCACCUCAUACUGGGACCAGUCUGAUCCGUCAGGAGAUCCUGCCUGUCCCCAGUGUGGAGAAAGAUCCAGAACAAGACCUGGACUGCAGACACCCAGUCAAACCAGCCCAGUGGACGGCGGUCUGCAGGAGGUUUUAGACGAGCAUAAGAUCAGUCUGAGGAGGAGAUGUGAAUUUGUGACAGAAGGAACUGCUGCAGCAAGAAGUGGAACCCCCCUCAACAGGAUCUACACUGAGCUCUACAUCACACAGGGACGGAGGGAAGGGGUUAAUACCCAACAUGAGGUGUGGCAGCUGGAGACAACAUCCAAGAUGGCGACCUUCCAUGACACUCCAAUUAAGUGCCAGGACAUCUUUAAACCCUUACCUGGCCAAGACACACACAUCAGAGUAGUUAUGACGCAGGGCGUUGCUGGGAUUGGAAAAACCUUCUCAGUGCAGAAGUUCACUCUGGACUGGGCAGAGGGCUUGGAAAACCAACAUGUCAGUCUUGUGGUUCUGCUUUCGUUCCGGGAGCUGAACUUGAUCAAAGAUGAGCGCUACAGUCUUCUCCAGCUGCUCCGUGUUUUCCAUCCAACAUUACAGACGGUCACAGCAGAGAAGCUCGCUGUCUGUAAAGUCGUGUUCAUCUUUGAUGGCCUGGAUGAAAGCAGGUUUUUAUUGGAUUUCCAGAACAAUGAGGUCGUGUCUGAUGUCACACAGACAUCAUCAGUAGAGAUGCUGUUGACAAACCUCAUCAAGGGGAAUCUGCUUCCCUUGGCUCUCCUCUGGAUAACUUCCAGACCUGCGGCAGCCAAUCAGAUCCCUCCUACAUGUGUCGACAGGGUAACAGAAGUGCGAGGGUUCACUGACCUCCAGAAGGAGGAGUACUUCAGGAGGAGAUCCAGUGAUGAGGAGCUGUGCAGGAGAAUCAUCUCACACAUCAAGGCGUCCAGGAGCCUCCACAUCAUGUGCCACAUCCCAGUCUUCUGCUGGAUCACUGCUACAGUUCUGGAGCACAUGUUGACUACAGACCAGAGAGGAGAGGUGCCCAAGAGCCUGACUGACAUGUACUCACACCUCCUGCUGGUUCAGACACAGAGGAAGAAGCACAAGUACGAUGAGAGACAUGACAGGAGUCAGCAGGAGCUGAUGGAGACUGACAGGGAAGUUCUUCUGAAGCUGGGCAGGCUGGCGUUUGAACAUCUGGAGAAAGGCAACCUGAUGUUCUACCAAGAAGACCUGGAGGAGUGUGGUCUUGAUGUCAGAGAGGCCUCGGUGUACUCAGGAGUGUGCACAGAGAUCUUCAAAACAGAGUGUGUGCUGUUCCAGAGAAAAGUCUACUGCUUUGUUCAUCUGAGCAUUCAGGAGUUUCUGGCUGCAGUCUACAUCUUCCACUGCUACACCAACAGGAACACAGAGGUACUGGACAGAGUCAUGAGAACACGCAAGAAUCAGUUUGGUGGCAAUGAGCCAUCGCUGGAUAUCUUCCUGAAGACAGUCAUGUCUGAAGCCCUGGAGAGCAAAAAUGGCCACCUGGACCUCUUUGUCCGUUUCCUUCAUGGCCUCUCACUGGAGUCCAACCAGUGGCUCUUAGGAGGCCUGCUGGGUCAGACAGAGAGUAGACCAGAAGACAUCCAGAGAGUCAUCAACAACCUGAAGGAGAUGAACACCUUCACUGUCUCACCUGACAGAAGCAUCAACAUCUUCCACUGUUUGAUGGAGAUGAACGACCUCUCAGUACAUCAGGACAUCCAAGAGUUCCUCAAGUCAGAGAACAAAUCAGAGAAGGAACUCUCUGAGAUCCACUGCUCAGCUCUGGCCUACAUGCUGCAGAUGUCAGAGGAGGUUCUGGAUGUGUUGGACCUGAAGGCGUACAACACAUCACAGGAGGGACAACGGAGACUGGUCCCAGCUGUGAGGAACUGCAGGAAGGCUCGAUUGAGUGACUGCAGCUUGACAGAGAGCAGCUGUGCUUCUCUGGCCUCGGCUCUGAAGUCCAACCCCCAUCUGACAGAGCUGGACCUGAGUGAGAACUGUCUGGAGGAUUCAGGAGUGGAGCUGCUGUCUGCUGGACUGGAGAGUCCAAACUGCAGACUGAAGACUCUCAGACUGAGUGGCUGCAGCUUGACAAGGAGCAGCUGUGCUUCUCUGGCCUCGGCUCUGAAGUCCAACCCCCAUCUGACAGAGCUGGACCUGAGUGACAACUGUCUGCAGGAUUCAGAAGUGGAGCUGCUGUCUGCUCUGGUGGAGAGUCCAAACUGCAGCCUGAAGACUCUCAGAUGCCUGUGAUCUCACACUGGAUCCAAGCACAGCGAACAGAGAGCUCCAUCUGUCUGAGGACAACAGGAAGGUGACGUGGGUGU